Phoenix dactylifera (date palm) is the source of this 677-nucleotide messenger RNA. Its product is annotated as transcription termination factor. NCBI's taxonomy places the organism in Eukaryota, Viridiplantae, Streptophyta, Magnoliopsida, Arecales, Arecaceae. The record is from RefSeq and is a predicted model, not a curated record. Gene Ontology annotation, cellular component: anaphase-promoting complex. Gene Ontology annotation, biological process: regulation of mitotic cell cycle spindle assembly checkpoint.
GGAUGCAUGAUAAAGGCAACGGAAUCCAAAGGCCAUAGUCUGAAAAUUUGUUAGGGGCCACGGUCUAAAAUUUCGAACUCAAGCACCAAAUCUAAGCAACGAAACCCGGUGGGCGACCGCUCUCUGCGACGACCGCCGCCGCCGGCCCACCGCCCCCAGCGGCACCCGGAAUCUCGCAAUCAUGCUCCAGUUUCCCGGCGUUCAUGCGUCAAUUCCCGUCGCCCACCCUCAUCCCUUCCUCCACUCUUUUCCCACUGUGGGCCCUCGCCCAGAACGACGAGCUGCUCCUCGCCAUGGAGGAAUCCGAGUUCGAAGAGAAGUGGAGUGAAAUUAGAAAGACAAAUAGCAACCUGGUGGUUAUUGGGAACAACCUCGAUUACAAAGAAGACUUCGAUGCUGAUGCAGAAGAUGAUGCAGAUAAUGUGGAGGAAUCUGAGGGUGAUGAAUUUGAGCAGGAGACUGGUUGAUGUGUCCUGAGUUAUUAGUAUUAUCAUUAUCUUUUAAACUUGCUUUGGUGCAAUUUGGAAACUUCUAGUUACUUAUUUACUACUUGACUUGUUGAUCAUGAAGUACUUGACAAUGUGGCUUUUGGAUACAUUAAAUAUGUUUGUUAAAUGACAUCAAGGUCAAAUUUCUAUAUGCACAUCCGCAUUUGAAAGGAAUUGCUUUUGUUUUCU